GUAUAGGUGUGGAUGUAAUUGCAGAGAGUGAAGUAGACACAGAUAUCUUCAGUUCACUCUAUUGGCCGACCUGCGGAGGCUGUCUUUCAUGGCCUCCACUCCCUUUCCUCCGGCACUUGCAACUCCUUCUGUCCCUUUCUCUUUCUCCGAUCAUCGCAGGUUUAUUUACUGUCCAUCCGUACCAGGGCCGAAGAGAAUCAGCGGCCCCAAUCACUUCUUCCGCCCGUUCCGGCUUCCUUAUCGACUCCCCCAUGUUGCCAGCGAGCGUCAGGUCAAAGAUCCCGUCUCCGAAGAAGCUUUUCAUGAAGCUUUAAGCUCUUCUGUACAUGAUGCCUCUACAAUUACAUCAAGUAUCCUAUACCAUGCCGAGCUUACUCCCUCUUUUUCCGCUGGGAAUUUUCACCUGCACAAAGCUUACUUUGCAACGGCUGAGAGUGUUCGUGACAAGUUAAUCAAAAACUGGAAUGCAACUUAUAGUUACUAUGAAAGCUUAAACAUGAAACAAGCUUACUACUUGUCCAUGGAGUUCCUGCAGGGUAGAGCUCUCUUGAAUGCAAUUGGUAAUUUGGAGCUAACUGGCCAAUAUGCUGAGGCAUUGAGCAAGCUUGGGCACAAACUUGAGAAUGUUGCUACACAGGAACCAGAUGCUGCCUUGGGGAAUGGUGGGCUCGGACGUCUUGCGUCAUGUUUUUUGGAUUCUCUUGCUACCUUGAAUUAUCCGGCGUGGGGCUAUGGGCUUAGAUACAAGUAUGGUUUGUUCCAACAAACUAUUACAAAAGAUGGUCAAGAGGAGGUUGCUGAAAGUUGGCUUGAGAUGGGAAAUCCUUGGGAAAUUGUGAGACAUGAUGUCUCAUAUCCUGUGAGAUUCUAUGGAAAGGUAGUUUUAGGUUCUGAUGGAAGAAAACAUUGGAUUGGCGGAGAGAACAUAAAAGCAAUUGCCUAUGACAUUCCGAUACCUGGAUUUAAAACAAAAACCACUCUUAACCUUCGUCUAUGGUCAACAAAAGUUCCCGCAAAAAAAUUUGAUUUGGAAGCUUUUAUUGCUGGGAAACAUAACCAAGCAAAUGAAGCUCAUGCAAAUGCUGAGAAGAUUUGCUAUGUAUUAUAUCCUGGAGAUGAAUCAGAGGAGGGUAAAGUUCUUCGUUUAAAACAGCAGUACACCUUGUGCUCUGCUUCUCUGCAAAAUAUUAUUUCUUGUUUUGAGAGAAGAUCAGAAAAUUCAGUCAAUUGGGAGGAAUUUCCUACUAGUAAAAUAGCUAUUCAGAUGAAUGAUACUCAUCCUACGCUAAGCAUUCCUGAACUGAUGCGGAUACUAAUUGACUCGAAGGGCUUGAGUUGGAAGGAGGCUUGGAGCAUCACUCAGAGGACGGUGGCAUAUACAAACCACACAGUCCUUCCUGAAGCUUUAGAAAAGUGGAACUUGGAACUUAUGCAGAAGCUGCUCCCUCGACAUGUUGAGAUUAUGGAAGAAAUAGACCGUGAGCUAAUAAACAAAAUUAUUUCGGAAUUUGGCAUACAAGAUCUUUCAAUGGUGGAGCAAAAACUGAAGCAUAUGAGGAUUUUAGAAAAUGUUGAUUUUCCUGAUUCUGUUGUAGAGCUGUUUAGUAAAGCUAAAAGGACUACUGAAAUUAAAUCGAAAAACAAGCUCUUAAUCAAAUCUUUAGAGCCUUCUACAGAUGUAGCAACUGAAAAUGGAGUAACCAUAGAUGUGGCUGAAAAAGUAAGUGAUGUGACUAAAUCUGAAGGCCAACUGGAAGAUGAGGACAAUGAUUCUACCUCUGCAGAAUUAACUUGGUUAAAAUCCAAUCCUAAAUUGCCAAAGAUGGUACGAAUGGCCAAUUUGUGUGUUGUUGCUGGACAUGCAGUCAAUGGCGUAGCUGAAAUUCAUAGUGAAAUUGUGAAAAAAGAUGUUUUUAAUAGUUUUUACAGGCUUUGGCCUGAUAAGUUUCAGAAUAAAACAAAUGGGGUCACUCCAAGGCGCUGGAUCCGAUUCUGCAAUCCUGAAUUAAGUAAAAUAAUAACCAAGUGGAUUGGUACAGAAGACUGGAUCGUGAACACUGAGAAAUUGGAAAAACUUAAGAAGCAUGCUGAUAACGAGGAUUUGCACAAGGAAUGGAGGGCUGCAAAAACAAUCAACAAGAUGAAGGUUGUUUCAUUAGUCAGGGAGAAGACGGGUUAUAUUAUCAGCCCUGAUGCAAUGUUUGACAUACAGGUAAAGAGAAUCCAUGAGUAUAAACGCCAACUGUUAAACAUACUAGGAAUUAUUUAUCGGUACAAGAAGAUGAAAGAAAUGGAUGCUCAAGAAAGGAUUUCGAGCUUCAUUCCUAAGGUAUGCAUAUUCGGAGGUAAAGCGUUUGCAACAUAUGUUCAGGCAAAAAGGAUUGUGAAGCUCAUCACAGAUGUUGCGGCUACCAUAAAUCAUGACCCUGACAUUGGAGAUCUACUAAAGGUUGUAUUUAUUCCUGAUUACAACGUUAAUGAGAUCCUCAUUCCUGCUAGUGAGCUGUCCCAGCACAUCAGUACGGCUGGAAUGGAGGCCAGUGGAACCAGCAACAUGAAAUUUGCAAUGAAUGGUUGCGUACUGAUUGGAACUUUGGAUGGAGCCAAUGUUGAAAUAAGAGAAGAGGUUGGAGAAGAGAACUUUUUCCUUUUUGGUGCUCAAGCACAUGAAAUUGCAGAUUUAAGACAAGAAAGAGCUCAAGGAAAGUUUGUGGCAGACCCUCGAUUCGAGGAAGUGAAGAAAUAUGUUCGGAGUGGUGUAUUUGGGCCUUUCAACUAUGAUGGGCUGAUGAGAUCUUUGGAAGGUGACAAAGGAUACGGCCGUGCAGACUAUUUUCUUGUCGGGAAGGACUUCCCGGAUUACCUGAAAUGCAUGGAUGAGGUUGAUAAAGCUUAUAGAGAUCCAAAGAGGUGGACAAGGAUGUCAAUAUUAAAUACAGCAAGGUCUCACAAAUUCAGCAGCGAUCGGACAAUUCAUGAAUAUGCCAAAGACAUCUGGAGCAUACAGCCUGUAUUACUUCCGUAGGGAUCAAUAUUACCCAUAUUUCCUUAAAUAAUAUGUAGUGGGUGCCUUCCAUGCAGCAGAGAUUCCCUAAAGCUUUUGAUUAUAAUUGUAACCCACCUUGUGAUCUGCUGAAUUAGGCAUCUUUUGUAAUUUGUACAAUUGCAAGUCAAUUGAGGCUCCUAAGUUGAGCCGUUCAAAUGAAUGUAUCAAUAAAUUUGAUUUGCACUCAUACCAGGAUUACUCAUAAAUGCAGUUUUGUUUC
Messenger RNA from Phalaenopsis equestris, 3266 nucleotides. Its product is annotated as alpha-1,4 glucan phosphorylase L isozyme, chloroplastic/amyloplastic-like. Gene Ontology annotation, biological process: glycogen catabolic process. Gene Ontology annotation, molecular function: glycogen phosphorylase activity; pyridoxal phosphate binding. Gene Ontology annotation, cellular component: cytoplasm. NCBI's taxonomy places the organism in Eukaryota, Viridiplantae, Streptophyta, Magnoliopsida, Asparagales, Orchidaceae. The record is from RefSeq and is a predicted model, not a curated record.